AUGGAGCGACUGGUGGUUAAGAAUGAAGCGGAACGUCAUUUACAAGCCUAUCUCGAGUACAGAAUGAUUGUUGGUGAUCGGGAUGGAGGCGUGCUGUUACCAGAGAACGAGUAUGAAAAAUUAAGGAAAGAAUUUUACGCCAAGAGAGAAAAACACAAUUUACAUUUUGUAGAUACUUCAUACAUUGGUGGAACUAACAAACGACACCAACCCAACAGCGAAGAAAUGAAAUAUGAGAAGAGUAAAAGCGACCCCUCCAAGAGUAAAACACGAAUCUUGAAACCGAAUGUGUCCUUAUUGGAUUUGUACAAAACUCCCCCAAAGUUCGAAUUUCAUAACGACACCAUGCCAUCAUCUAACAGCAGAAUCAGUUCAAGGAGCUCAUCAGCGAAUUACGAUUCUCUCAAAGUCACCAGAGUAAAUUCUGCUAAAAGAAUCGUUAGUGGAAGUUCCAAGGAAGCUUCCAAACAACUUCCAACAGUGUCACGAUUUCAAAUACAAAACGAAGAUGACGAUCAAGUGAAGCUUGAUAGUAUGAUUGCUCAAUUACAAAAUGAUACUUCAUUGAGUGAGGCCAAAAAGUAUUACCUUAAAAAACAAAUACAGUUAUUGAAGGCGAAAAUUACAAAGGCUGCUAAGAAUGAAUAG
Naegleria lovaniensis is the source of this 648-nucleotide messenger RNA. RefSeq lists its product as uncharacterized. The transcript has 2 exons. Bases 1 to 648 code for a protein of 215 amino acids. NCBI's taxonomy places the organism in Eukaryota, Heterolobosea, Eutetramitea, Acrasida, Naegleriidae. The record is from RefSeq and is a predicted model, not a curated record.